AUUUGAUCUAAUAUGGGAUCAUCCCAGAGCCGUUCAGUACUGCCUAAAAUUGGCAAAAAAAGUGAUGUCGUUUUGGACAAAAAAAGUAGCUGUCAUAGUAAGAGGUCUUUAUCCACCCAGGGGCCUCUUCAGCUGACUAAAGAUUUCGAAGAAUUAGCGUUCUAUGAGACAUUAACUGUUCAAACUCAGAGAGCAUUAGAACUGUACACCGAACUUGUAGGUCCUGACUACCCAAUAAGAGUCUCUCAAAUCAACGGAGUGCUUGGAACUAUCAACGAGCACAUGGAACGCUCUAAAUGGAAGUACCAAGGAGCACACCCUGAUGACUACAAGAUAAGAUACAUUGAUAUGGGUGUUACUGUCAGUACUCUUUAUCAAAGAUGCCAUAAAAUUAUGUCGAAGGCCGAAGAAAGUAUGUUGAUGCUAAAAGCAUCUGAUGGAUCAGGUCUUCCUAUUGAGACAACCAAGAAGCUGAGCUUUGAAGAAGAGAUUCAUUCUGAGUCCUUGAAGCUUGACACUGACAUGUGCACAAAGCUUUAUAUCAGGAUAGUUAGCGGAUAUAUGUGCGAAGGCAGAAAUAUCAACUAUCUUUAUUUUACUAAUAAGAAUGAGAAAUAAAUAUUUAGAACAAAGUUCCACCUUAACCCAAGCUGGCUCAUCCAACUUCUUUAUUGACAAUGUGCCAGCUCUUAAUAGAAGGAGUAAGAUGUGGCUAAAGAACUGAUUUCCAGUCAAGGCAAAGAGAUUCAGAUUUAAUGGAAGGAAUGACCGCUUGCUUGAUAUUAGCUUCUACCUUAAAGACGUUACCAGUGUUAGUCAUAGAGUAAUAAAAGAAGUCCACUUAUGAAAUUUCUCCAUCAAUGAAGUACAGUUAAAGAAGCUUCUAUAUGCUUACAGGUUCAUCAAAGGAUUCAUGCUCAAGAAGUGAAAAAUAAUGACACCUACAGUUCCGAACCUGGAUAAAGCCCUGAAGGGAUGUGGUAUAAGGAAUCUCAAUUUCGAGUUUUGUGGGCAUUCAAAAUUUAGUGAUUGGGCUCACAACCUGUACCAAUUUGAAAAUCUUAUACAUGGACUUUCGCAAACCGACAUACUUCUUAGCUUGCGUCAGAUUAAUUUAGAAUCAUGUGAGAUUGACGAAAUGGAUGUGAAGAGGCAACUGAAAAAGUACGGCUUUAAAAAAGUUAAAAUCCAAGGUUUUACUAACUAG
Messenger RNA from Moneuplotes crassus, 1207 nucleotides. The record is from the annotation of a GenBank genome assembly. NCBI's taxonomy places the organism in Eukaryota, Ciliophora, Spirotrichea, Euplotida, Euplotidae.